Callorhinus ursinus (northern fur seal) is the source of this 1579-nucleotide messenger RNA. The record is from RefSeq and is a predicted model, not a curated record. Lineage: Eukaryota; Metazoa; Chordata; Mammalia; Carnivora; Otariidae.
UGCUGCUGAAAAGUUAAGUAAAAUAAAGACUGGUAACUGACCACUGAAUUUGGCAACUGGGGAUCUUUGGUGACCUUGACUAGAACCUUGGCAAGAGCAGGUACCUCCAGAUCCUCAGUUACUCGAUGUAAACCAGGAGCCAACUGCCCCAGUUCCCACAGUGGUAUCAGUAGACAACUCUCCCCUCUUUCUGUCACCGAAGAUUCUUCUGCUCCUAUUUUUGAACUUCAGAGCCGAGGAUCCUCUGGAGUUUGUGGACACAGAGUCGAAAGGCAGAACAGAUCAGGGGAGGAUGGAACACAGACUCUUCCUGAGAACAGCAGUCAAGAAAACAGAAGCAAGGCUCGCUGCCGGUCCUGCACGUCCAUGGUCCUGAAGGCCAUCUGGGGACUCUUGAUCAUCUUGUCAGUGUCAUCGUCUUGGGUUGGAACCACACAGAUUGUAAAAAUUACUUACAAGAACUUCUACUGUCCAUUUUUCAUGACUUGGUUUUCAACAAACUGGAACAUUAUGUUUUUCCCAGUCUAUUAUUCUGGUCAUCUGGCCACUGCUCAAGAAAAGCAAUCUCCGAUGAAAAAAUUCAGGGAAUGCAGUCGGAUUUUUGGUGAAGAUGGUCUGACAUUGAAGCUCUUUCUUAAAAGAACUGCUCCCUUUUCUAUUCUAUGGACUUUGACUAAUUACCUGUAUUUACUGGCUUUAAAGAAGCUGACAGCCACGGAUGUCUCUGCUCUGUUCUGUUGUAACAAAGCCUUUGUCUUCUUGCUGUCGUGGAUCGUGCUGAAAGACAGGUUCAUGGGAGUGAGGAUAGUUGCUGCAAUCAUGGCCAUUACCGGUAUCGUCAUGAUGGCAUAUGCAGAUAAUUUCCACACAGAUUCUAUCAUAGGAGUGGCAUUUGCAGUGGGCUCAGCCUCUACAUCUGCAUUAUAUAAGGUUUUGUUCAAGAUGUUUCUUGGAAGUGCCAACUUCGGUGAAGCAGCACACUUUGUCUCCACAUUGGGUUUCUUCAAUUUGAUCUUCAUCUCUUUCACCCCGAUCAUCCUGUAUUUCACCAAGGUGGAGCACUGGUCCUCAUUUGCAGCUCUGCCAUGGGGCUAUCUCUGUGGGAUGGCCGGGCUGUGGCUGGCCUUCAAUAUCCUGGUGAAUGUCGGUGUGGUGCUGACAUACCCAAUCCUGAUCUCCAUUGGGACAGUGCUCAGCGUUCCUGGCAAUGCAGCUGUGGAUCUCCUGAAGCAGGAGGUGAUAUUCAAUGUCGUCCGCCUGGCCGCUACCAUCAUCAUCUGCAUUGGGUUUCUGCUGAUGCUGUUGCCAGAGGAGUGGGAUGAAAUUACCCUGAGAUUCAUCAACAGCCUGAAGGAAAAGAAGAGCGAGGAGCAUGUGGAGGACAUCACUGACUCCAGUAUACACCUGCGGACCAGAAGCCGGGCCAAUGGGACUGUGUCUAUACCACUGGCUUAACGCGGGACACAUUUUGGAUGCACGUGUAUGUAUAUUCUGUGAAUAUAAUAAAAUUUUCUCACUACCUGUACACUCAAAUGACGGUAUUAACUCUGAAUUUGGAUAAGUCAUACGUGAAAUAAUG